CUCUUUAUAUUACUACUUCAUCUUCCUUUCUGAUUGUAUGUCAUAACUUUAAUAACGAUCUCUGCAUGAAGAAAGCCCUUCUACGUCCGACGUCGUAAAUAUUGCGCAGGGUUGGAAACCCUCGCUAUCUAGCGUAAUCCGGGCGGGGUGGCGAUGGCAAGAGUUCCGGGGGUGGAACGGGGUUGCUCGGGGGCGAGUCAAAUCCCCGGAUGCCAUCUGGUGGUGGUCGGUGCAAGCAGGAGCCACUGGUGCCCCGUAAAGUGCAUAGCGCCGAAACGAAAGGAAGACAGGAAGAAAGGAAGGUUGAGGAUCGGCCCGGGACGAGGAUCUGACGACUUUCCUCCUCGAUGAAUCUAUUCCGGGAACGCGCAGUAUUACUCACCGCGCGCGCGAUUCGUUCGAGUUACCAGCGAAAAAAGUAACGUGCCUUCCUCCGUGACAAGCUGCGGGCUCUCUGCUUCCAUCAUCGACGAUCACGUCGGGCGAGCACGAUGUAAAACCACGAGGCAUUCGAACAAAUCCCGAGCUUUUGUGCUUUCCUUGGAGAUACCUUCGCCAAUAUUCGAGUGCACCAGCUUAUUUCUUCACCUUCCGUUAAUCAAGUUCGAAACGUAAUCAUUUUUGACAUCAGAUACGAGAAAGUACUUGAAAUUGACAGAAGAUAGCUCUUGUUGACGAUCAACAGAAAUAAAGCGUUCACGAAGGAGUCUACAGUCGUAGAUACCAUCGAUGAUACCAGGACACAGCACACGAGGAGUACGAGUGAUUCGCGAUGUGGGUGUCCUCGGCAGUGUGGUGAUCGAUCCAGAAUGUCAGUGAUCGACGAAAUCGACGGAGGAAAAGCGUCGCGACACGGAUAGCCAUCGACGACCGAUGGCAGCAUUUCGUCGCGAGUGUUAAAGUAUCUUAUCGCGUGCGAGGCUCGCGAUGGCGAGAUAUCGACCGCAGCCGUCGAAUUAAUCGUCGAAGGUCGCGAGCACCGCCUCGCUCCGUUGUCCUUCGUUCAAUCCGAUCAACGAUCCGACACUCUUUAAGUCAAUCAUCUGGGCGAAAAGCAAACCAAAUGAUCAAUGACGAUCGAACAUGGAUCUGCCGAUUUGCGGAUCGAUGCACGAAAUCACUUGAACCUCUCUAUUUUCUUCGAUUGUGUCCGAUCUUUCUUAAAUUACUCUUAAUUAAAGCUUAGAUCAAACAAUACUGAUUCUAGCAAUUCUUUUUUUAAAAAACGAUACUCAUGUUUACAAUUAUCAUAACUAACCGAGCAAUAAAUGCAUGCUUAUGAAUGAAAGUGAAGAGUAAAACUGUCCUCGUGAGUUUUCUUCUUUAAACAUGCUUGUCGCAACUCACAAUAAAGACCACUCGCUGUCCCAUGUGCCGUACUUUGGCAACGCGAAACCAUAGAAUUGUUGAAAUCCAUCGCGAUUGUUACAUUGAUAAAAUCAAUUUAGCACAAAUACAGAAAUUUGGUUAUAUUUGUAAACAAUCGAUCGCUACCGAUUGUUCAAAGCUUCAAGUUUUCGUGCUUCGGUGAUAGUGCUUGGCACUUCCUUAUCCGCACGGUCGGGCCGAUCGAACUCGCACCGAGUCUAAGGACUUCGACCGCUACGCUCCCUCGCUAUUUCGAGGCUGCGCGCGAGGAAACGCGUGGUUGAAUCGAAGCGACCCUCUCCGAACGAGACCCACUGACCUAUCGACUCGCUCGAGCUGCCACUCGAGGCCGUUCCAACUACCCCUCUUCUACACUUUCCAUCCUGAUAUUUGUUGUUGUUGCUCUCAGUUUCUUGGUCCAACCUACAGUUCGGUUUCUCCCAACUUUCGAACGCAUCAUAAAUCACUCGUUUUACAUUUUUAUGAAUAUGCAAAUGACUUCUUCUCUUGUUGUCUUAAACUAAAAAUGUUGAUCUCGAGAUUUUUCGAUAGUGCACGACGAUAUUGAAGGAUCUUUUAAAGAUUGCCUUUUUGAUACAUUGUCAUUACUUGCACGUCUUUUUCAAAGCGACGAACCUAAUCCCAUGAAAAUGAAUCGAAAUAUUCUCAAAUAUUCUCUCGCGUAUAGCGAAAAAUGGUUCAAAAGCAGACACAUUGGACAUGAGAUGCUUUCCAAUAUCGGCGUAUUAUUGUAUUCACGUGAUAUAAAAGUGGCGUAUCGAUACGAGCCGUUAAUGACGAUCUAAAUGAAUGUAAUGAAAUAAAUCGAUAUUAUCAAUAUAAAAUCACGAACGGAGGAGAAAAAAAAAGUAAGAAAAACGUUGAGAGAAAAACGUUGCACGCUUCAUAAAAGAAGAUGCUUUGAAGAGAUCUUUCUCUUUCUCUUGUCUCUCAGAGACAAUGAUCCCGACGAUUAUGGAAAAAUGCAAAUAAAUCCUGCAAUAAUCCAUACGUGAAUAUUUACACAUAAACGAGAGUAUAAUGGGAUAGAAGUCCAAAGCAAGUACUCGAGUAAUCUCGAAAGUGACUGACUAUUCAAACUGACUGUUCGAUUCAUUCAUUUUCACCUCGUCGCUGGCCUCAACGCAACGCAAUAACAACGACACUGUCUUCGACAGUUAUCAUACGUAGAAAUGCCAUAGCUCGUAUUAGAUACCUUUACUGAAAGCAAACAUCCGCGAAAAAUGGCUGAAAGCGCAGCGAGUCCAAGCAACGUGCAUGCGAACAGUCCGCAACAACCACAACCACAACCACAACAGCAACAGCAACAGCAGCAGCAGCAACAAUCACAACAACCGCAACAACAAUCACAACAACAACAGGCACAACAGCAACAGCAAACACAACAACCUCCAGAUAUAAGCAGUUCACAGCUAACUUCUCCGCCAAUCACGGGAACAGCUCAGAUCGAGAUAAUCCCAUGCAAGGUAUGCGGGGACAAGAGCAGCGGUGUACAUUACGGUGUGAUCACCUGCGAGGGCUGCAAGGGCUUCUUCAGGCGGUCGCAGUCGUCGGUCGUCAACUAUCAAUGUCCGCGGAACAAGAAUUGUGUGGUCGACCGUGUAAACAGAAACCGGUGCCAGUACUGUCGGUUGCAAAAGUGCCUACGCCUCGGCAUGUCAAGAGAUGCCGUUAAAUUUGGGCGCAUGUCGAAAAAACAACGGGAAAAGGUUGAAGAUGAGGUCAGAUUCCAUAGGGCGCAAAUGAGGGCAGCCUCAGAAACGGCGCCAGACAGUAGUGUAUUUGAGCAUCAGACGCCGAGCAGUUCGGAUCAACAUCAUCCUUAUAAUGGCGGGUACACGUACAGUGGUAGCGAAUACACAUCGUCAGGUCCCGGCACUGGCGGUUACACGAAUUACAAUCACCAGGCGAUGACGAAUUAUGAGCUUAGCGCCGACUACGUCGACAGCACGACGACCUACGACCCCAGACCGACGCAGACGCAGGUCGCAGAUACCGUCGCGCCCGACACGCCCUCGGCCGUCACUGCAACCGGAGUACUUCCCAGUGUAGUCACUACUGGGAAGUCUCUGUCCGCCUCGACGACCGGGAACGGCGCAGGGGGUGGCGGAGGAGGAGGCGGUGGCGGCGGUAGUGGUGGUGGUGGUAAUGGUGGUGGCGGUACUGGUAGCGGUAAUGGUAAUAGUAGCGGUGGCGGCGGUUCUGCCGCGGCCGCCAGCGGGACUGCCGGGAGCGGAGGCGGUGGCAGCGGCUCCCUGAGCGGCGGCGGAAUCGUCGCCGUGAAACAGGAGACCACCGUCGAGCUCGCCGGCUUGGGCCAUGGCUCGUAUACGAUGGUUGACUCGACGACCUUCCUUAGUGGACAGCAGCAGAGGGUCAGCAAUCCAUCUGAAGAUGACGAAGUGCCGAGUCUGCCCAGUAUGUCCCAUGCGAUGAGAUAUCCGGCACAAAUCAGCGAGCUUCUCUCGAAAACGAUAGCGGACGCGCACGCAAGGACAUGCCUGGUGUCGACGGAACAAAUCCAGGAAUCCUUCCGGAAGCCCACCGACAUCACCAGAAUGAUCUACUACAAGAACAUGGCACAUGAGCAGCUCUGGUUGGAGUGCGCCCAAAAGUUGACCACCGUUAUCCAGCAGAUCAUCGAAUUUGCCAAAAUGGUCCCUGGAUUCAUGAAGCUCUCGCAGGACGACCAGAUUGUUUUAUUAAAGGCUGGUUCCUUCGAGUUGGCUGUGCUACGAAUGAGCAGGUACCUCGAUCUCCAACAAAACUGCGUCCUAUACGGCGACACCUUGCUACCGCAGGAGGCAUUUUAUACGACGGAUACGGCGGAAAUGAAGCUUGUUUCCUGCGUAUUCGAGCUGGCCAGAAGCAUCGCCGAACUGAAACUCACUGAAACCGAGUUGGCGCUCUAUAGCGCGGCUGUUCUACUUAGCCCUGAUCGACCGGGACUGAAGUGCCUGGGAGACAUCAAUAGGCUGUCGCAGGCGGUGAUCAGAGCGUUAAGGUCAGAACUAGAUCGGAACCAUGUGACGCCGAUUAAGGGCGAUGUGACCGUAUGCGACGCAAUUCUCGCGAAGAUACCGCAGCUACGGGAGAUCUCACUGCUGCACAUGGACGCGCUGGCGAAAUUCAAGCGGUCGCAACCGCAUCUCGAGUUCCCGGCCCUCCACAAGGAGCUCUUCAGCGUCGAUAGCUGAACGAGCGACACGGCGCGGAACGUCGUCCCGGCGCUGCCGAGCAGACAGGAGCGCGAAUAGCGUCUCAGACCUUGCUCGGUCAAGAUUAUUUCCUUCAUAAUGAACGUAUUGGGCCUUAAAUAAACAU
Messenger RNA from Acromyrmex echinatior (Panamanian leafcutter ant), 4713 nucleotides. RefSeq names its product nuclear hormone receptor 3 ROR-beta (gene Hr3). Gene Ontology annotation, cellular component: nucleus. Lineage: Eukaryota; Metazoa; Arthropoda; Insecta; Hymenoptera; Formicidae. The record is from RefSeq and is a predicted model, not a curated record. Gene Ontology annotation, biological process: regulation of transcription by RNA polymerase II. Gene Ontology annotation, molecular function: zinc ion binding; RNA polymerase II cis-regulatory region sequence-specific DNA binding; nuclear receptor activity.